UUUCUGAGCAUAACCCCCGCAAUUUGGCGCUUCCGAGAAAGCGGCAUAUCCCAUCUUGUCAUGUCUGCGAAUCGAGUCCCUCUCUUUAAAAUUCCAAAUCAAACAAGGCCGGGGGGUGGGUGAAGCUCCAAGCGAGCUUUUCGUCUUCCUAGACUAGGGUAACCCCGGGUGGUUUACCAUUAUCGUCAGGCGCCUACAACCCUCGAACGUCACGGCACAACAAAGUGAGCAUGGCGCCCAAAUCAUCCAUCGAAGAGUUCCAGGAUCUGCUCGCUGGAAUCGUAAGCAAAAGCAAGGAUGGCAAGGGUGGUCGGGGACGAAUGUUAGCGAUCCUCGGCGCAGGUCUCGCAGCACCCUCAGGCCUACCUACGAUGCGAGGCCCCGGUGGGUUGUGGCAGCGAAAGACAGCGGCAGUUUCGGAGCCAACAAACAGAACGGACUUGGAGAUGGUAUGGCUCUACUACGCCUGGCGACACCACCUCACUGCGGGGGCUUCACCCAACGCCGCACACAAGGCCCUUGCAAGCCUGGCGAGACACCGCCAUCCCCAAACCUCGUCAUCUACAACAGCCGCCCCGCCCACAAAAGAUGGGGAAUCGGCGGCCUCAUCUCUGCCCGGCUUCGAGCUCAUGUGCCUGAACCUAAGCCUGGAUGAUCUGCUCGUACGCGCGGGCUACCCACCCGAGUCCUUACGUGCCGCCUUUGGCUCCAACAUGGCGCUUGUCUGCACCGACACAUCCACGUGCUCGGCGGUCCGGCGGACCAGCACCACGGACCGACCCUGCCCAUCGCUCGUCUCAGAAAGCGACGAGCCGCCGCGCUGGCUCACGGACCCGACGCUCGCCGUACCGGAUCUGGAGCCCUCUAGGUUUCCACACUGUGCCGCGUGCGGAAAGCACCUAGUGCGGCCGACCGUCCAGCCCAACCGCCAGGCUCUCGCCGACGUGGAUGACUUCGUGGCCAGGAAGCCCGCCGUCGACGUGGCGCUGGUGGUCGGGACGGCGGCAGUCCUGCCCCCCGCCCCGAGGUACCUGCACGAGACUAUGAGGCACGGAGCGGUGGUCGUGGUGGUCAACCCGGACCCGGCCGUCGCCGAGGGCUUGCGGGAUGAGGAUUUCUUCUUUCAAGGGGAUGCGGCUGAGAUUCUUCCACGUCUGUUCGGCAAGGUUAUUUCUUAAUUCUAGACCUAGCUGAGGUUGCUCAGAGCAAAACAAAAGAGGUUUGAGCUAGUAUAGCUUGGGGAGUGUGUUUACUGUCCCCCUAAAAAAAAAAAGCCAUCGACGUGGACCGUUUUGUUGUGCGUGCACGGCACCAUAACUGUCGAGCUUUCUUCCGUUUUCGUAUUCCUGAAAUUUGCCGGAUCCGCUUGCUCGUCCAGACGUU
Messenger RNA from Pyricularia oryzae 70-15, 1383 nucleotides. RefSeq lists its product as uncharacterized. The coding region runs from base 231 to 1178 and encodes 315 amino acids. Lineage: Eukaryota; Fungi; Ascomycota; Sordariomycetes; Magnaporthales; Pyriculariaceae. The transcript has a single exon. Gene Ontology annotation, molecular function: NAD+ binding. The record is from RefSeq and is a predicted model, not a curated record.